AUGAAAAUUAAGUGCAGUGCUUUUGUUCUGUGUUUAUUAGGAUUUGUAUUGCUCCAUGAAGCUAAUUGUUUACACAAGAGAUGUAUGAGGUGUCGAUCACGUGGUGAAUUGGGGGCGUGUGGAGAUCCAUUUCCUUUUAAUGUCACAGAACCUGAUGCUGUUGUCGGAAUCCAUGUUGUUGCUUGCCCAUCAGGAUGGUGUGGAAAAAUUAUUGAAGGAACAACUGGUGCUUUCCGAACAGAUGAUUAUGGUGCUGCAACCCAAAGGAUGUGCAUGCAGCGACCUCCGAGUGAUUAUGAAGAAAGGUGUGCUUACACAAUGUGGAAACAUAAAAAAGUUUAUAUGUGUUUUUGUAGUGGUGAUCUCUGUAAUUCUGCCUUUAAAAUCUCAACAUUCCCUAUAACUGUGGUAAUAUCAUUGAUUGUUGGUUUAUAUAACUUUUUAUAG
Diatraea saccharalis (sugarcane borer) is the source of this 447-nucleotide messenger RNA. The record is from the annotation of a GenBank genome assembly. NCBI's taxonomy places the organism in Eukaryota, Metazoa, Arthropoda, Insecta, Lepidoptera, Crambidae.